Messenger RNA from Carlito syrichta (Philippine tarsier), 2103 nucleotides. RefSeq names its product KN motif and ankyrin repeat domains 3 (gene KANK3). Gene Ontology annotation, biological process: negative regulation of actin filament polymerization. Gene Ontology annotation, molecular function: protein binding. Gene Ontology annotation, cellular component: cytoskeleton; cytoplasm. NCBI's taxonomy places the organism in Eukaryota, Metazoa, Chordata, Mammalia, Primates, Tarsiidae. Bases 1 to 1914 code for a protein of 637 amino acids. The record is from RefSeq and is a predicted model, not a curated record. The transcript is spliced from 14 exons.
AUGCCGCCCGCCCGCGCUCCGGACGCUCGGAGAGCCUCGGGUGCUGGUUGGCUGGCGCGGCCGUCCGUUAGGGCCAAGGCCUUGAUAACCAGUCCCCGAGCUUCGAGGGGGCGGGCUCGGGUGCGGGCGCGGCCGGGGCUGCGGCUUCAGGUAAAGCGCCAGCUUGUUGGGACCUCGACGGGUGUCCUGGGGGGCGGCACCGACCUGAUGCAGGCUGGGAGGGGCAACCCCCCUCGGGCUCCCCGCCUUCGAGUGCAGUGGCCAGUGCAGCCAGUUCUUCCCUGGCGGUUUCCUGAAAACAAGCCGGCAAAGGCACUGGCUGUCCUCCGGGAUGACCCCCUGCCCCGUGGACCCGCCCCUAGCAGCCGGUCGUGUCUGGCAGCUACUCCAGGAAACAUGACCAAGUUUGCCCUGAACCAGAACCUGCCCGAUCUGGGCGGCCCUCGCCUGUGCCCGGGUCCCACCGGGGGCGCCCGCAGCCCGAGCUCGCCCUACUCGGUGGAGACGCCCUACGGCUUCCACCUGGACCUGGACUUCCUCAACCCCGCGGCCGCCGAGCGCGAGCUGGAGAUGCUGCGCGCCAGCCUGGAGCACCAGCGCGGGGUGGGCGAGCUGCUGCGGGGCCGCCUGCGCGAGCUGGAGGAGGCCCGCGAGGCUACGGCGGCGGCCAGGUCCCAGGCGCGCGAAGUCGCCACGCAGACCCCGUGGAGCUGUGCGGAGAAAGCCACGCAGACGGAGCCCCCGGCCGAAGCGCCCUCCCCGAGUCAGGAGAACCCGCCCAGAUCCACGGAGCGGGGAGACCAGGCCGCGGCCCCGGCCGGCAUCCUCAAAUCCAUCAUGAAGAGGAGAGACGCAGCGGGUGCCCAGCCCAGCUCCGGCCCCAAGAGCCUGCAGUUUGUUGGGGUCCUCAACGGAGAGUACGAGAGCUCGUCCAGCGAGGACGCCGGUGGCAGCGACAGCGAAGACGGCGGCGCCGAGCCCCCGGGGAGCUCCUCGGGCUCCGGGGACGACAGCGGCGGGGCGUCUGACUCCGGCCCCCGCGGCCCCGCUGGCGGCGGGGACGUCCGGGCCCCCGAGCCUGAGCCCGAGGCCCAGCAGGGGGUGCCGGGGAGGUUAGCAGCCGGCGGGGUGUGGAGGGGGCUGCGCCCUCCGGGUCCCGCCGCUCCCGGGGCCGCGGCGCGCCUGGUGGCCCAGGAGUGGUUCCGAGUGUCAAGCCUGCGGCGCUCCCGGGCGGACGCCGUGGCCAAGGUGCUGGAAGGGGUGGCGCACCUGGGACCUGAGCUGCUGGCGCACGUGGUGAACCUGGCCGACGGCAACGGGAACACGGCCCUGCACUACAGCGUGUCCCAUGGGAACCUGGCCAUCUCGAGCCUGCUGCUGGACACGGGGGUCUGUGAAGUUAACCGCCAGAACCGAGCCGGCUACUCAGCCCUCAUCCUGGCUGCUCUCACCUCCGUGGGGCAGAAGGAGGAUAUGGCUGUGGUCCAGAGACUCUUCCACAUGGGCGACGUCAAUGCCAAGGCCAACCAGACGGGGCAGACAGCCCUCAUGCUGGCCAUCAACCAUGGGCGACAGGACAUGGUGGCAGCCCUGCUGGCAUGUGGGGCUGAUGUGAAUGCACAAGAUGCAGAUGGGGCCACAGCGCUGAUGUGUGCCAGCGAGUAUGGGCGCCUGGAUACUGUGAGGCUGCUGUUGGCACAGCCAGGAUGUGACCCGGCUAUCCUGGAUAACGAGGGCACCAGCGCCCUGGCCAUCGCCCUGGAGGCUGAGCAGGAUGAGGUGGCAGCUCUGCUCCACGCCCACCUGAGCUCGGGCCAGGCUGGUUCCCAGAGCCAGCCACCCCCUGACUCGCCCACAGCCACACCCAGUGAAGAAGAAUACGCUGACAACAAAAAGGACCCUGAAGCCCAGUGAACUGCCCAGUCUGGUUCACUAGACCUGGGUAGGGAGAUCUUUCACAUCACCUGAGCCUCUGGGGCACAGCAGGGGCCAAGGUCCUCUGGAUGCAAAGCCAAUUCAGCUGAGGUGGCUGUAUCAGGGAGGGGCACAGCUUGGCCUCACCCGCUCGCCAAAACUUCUCCCUUAAUAAAAUUUCCCUACUAA